Molecule: messenger RNA, 252 nt
Organism: Drosophila eugracilis
Lineage: Eukaryota; Metazoa; Arthropoda; Insecta; Diptera; Drosophilidae
Exons: 2
Coding region: 1-252 (83 amino acids)
Source: RefSeq, a predicted model, not a curated record
AUGAAGCCGUGGAUUGUGUUGGUCGUGCUGGCUCUGUAUAAUUUGUCAUUUGUUUCUACCGCCGUUCACAGUCCUAUCUAUAGAACUCUGUGCAAGCGAACGGGAGGAUCAAUAUAUUGUUACCAGGGCAAUACUUGGGGCUUCGAUGAGAGGACUCGUAAAUGUUAUCGUGUACCUAAGGCUCGGGAGCCAUGUGGCUUUUUCGAUGGUAAAAAGGGUUGCAAGGACUUCUGUCUAAAGCCCAGCGGGUAA